This is a messenger RNA of Magallana angulata, 1137 nucleotides long. RefSeq lists its product as uncharacterized. Lineage: Eukaryota; Metazoa; Mollusca; Bivalvia; Ostreida; Ostreidae. Gene Ontology annotation, molecular function: nucleic acid binding. The transcript is spliced from 15 exons. The record is from RefSeq and is a predicted model, not a curated record. The coding region runs from base 1 to 1137 and encodes 378 amino acids.
AUGGCAGGUGGUCACACGGAAAACUCGUGGUGGAAGUGCCUCUUCAAAAGAUGGGGAGUACUUUUUACGUGUCUUGUCAUCCGAGCCAUACACAUUGAGGUUCUAGACUCGCUAAGUUCAUCAGCAUUUAUCAGUGCUUUAUGUAGGUUUAUCAGUAUCAGAGGAAAAGUACAGAUUUUCCGUUCAGAUCGGGGCACCAAUUUCGUAGGUGCAAGAGAUGACCUACAUAUAGACAAAAUCAAUGUUAAAGAUGAUAAAACAAAACAGUACCUGUUCAACUCUGGAAUCAAGUGGAUUUUCAACCCUCCACAUUCUUCGCAUUUCGGAGGAUCAUGGGAACGCAUGAUCGGCGUAGUAAGAAGAAUUCUUGAUGGCAUGAUGUUGGAUCCAAACAACCACAAUAUAACACAUGAAGUUCUGUGUACACUUCUUGCCGAGGUUACGGCUAUCUUCAAAUCACGACCAUUAACUCCCGUUUCUACGGACCCAGAUUCACCAUUUGUGUUAACACCCAAUACUUUGUUAACUCAGAAGUUUGUGUCUAGUGAUAAAUGUGAAUUUAUGUGUAAUGAAUUCAAUCGGAAAGAUAUGAUCAAGUCCGCGUGGAAACGAGUACAAGGGUUAGCAAACCAGUUUUGGAAGCGACUAGAAAAUGACUAUGAAGUUGAUGAUGAAGUAUCACCUAAGGACAUCCAAAAAGAUCCUGGAGUAUCACAAAGGGACUUCAGAAAGGAUUCUGGGGGACUAGAAAGUGACUAUGAAGUUGAUGAUGAAGUAUCACCUAAGGACAUCCAAAAGGAUCUAGGGGUAUCACAAAGGGACUUCAGAAAGGAUUCUGGGGUAUCACCUAAGGACAUUCAAAAAGAUCCUGGAGGACUAGAAAGUGACUAUGAAGUUGAUGAUGAAGUAUCACCUAAGGACAUCCAAAAGGAUCUAGGGGUAUCACAAAGGGACUUCAGAAAGGAUUCUGGGGUAUCACCAAGAAGAAUCCGAAAUGAUACUGGAGGACUAGAAAGUGACUAUGAAGUUGAUGAUGAAGUAUCACCUAAGGACAUCCAAAAGGAUCUAGGGGUAUCACAAAGGGACUUCAGAAAGGAUUCUGGGGGUACGUUUUAUCUAAAGACACAGUAUUUUUGA